Molecule: messenger RNA, 531 nt
Organism: Penicillium samsonianum
Lineage: Eukaryota; Fungi; Ascomycota; Eurotiomycetes; Eurotiales; Aspergillaceae
Exons: 2
Coding region: 1-531 (176 amino acids)
Source: RefSeq, a predicted model, not a curated record
AUGCAGACCCACCCAUUGCCUCAACCGUUGCCCCAACUUGCCCCAACCGACCUGCUAAGAUGGCGCCGAGAUAAUAUCUCGUCGCUAGGAAUUUAUGAUGAGAUUGACAAGAGCCCUGCUCCGCCCGAAGUCAGCUUGACCUGCCCGCGUGUCUUGCCAUCACCUCCGACAGAUGUACCAGCACGGCCUAGCAUUGAAACCAUUAUCCAAGAUGAAUCCGUCGUAGAUGACACCACGUCCGGGUUAGAACACCUUGGAGAUCAAACGGGUGUUAUAAGGGAUGGGGUGGCAACACAAAUUGUCCAGGUCAAUGAACCCUCAAACAGCGAGGCUAUCUCGGAUAAUGAUGUAAGAGGCAGACUCACCGAGAGUCAAGCGCGUGUCUUCUCCCGUCUUGGGCCUCAAACUCGCUCUGUCAACCCAUCGCAAGCCACACUGGCAAACUCUCCAUCCUUUCGUCCACGACGAAAGGCAAAAUCCGCCCGGCGAGAGCAAUUUCCUGCAGUUUCCGUUGUCAUCCCUGUCCGUUGA